Molecule: messenger RNA, 2089 nt
Organism: Punica granatum (pomegranate)
Lineage: Eukaryota; Viridiplantae; Streptophyta; Magnoliopsida; Myrtales; Lythraceae
Source: RefSeq, a predicted model, not a curated record
CACGCGGCUGUGUCGACCCGAACCAUUGGACCCGAUUCGCCUACCCUCCAUGGGCCCCCUUCGUCUUCCUAACGAAAUGAAUCGUCGGAGAGUGGCCGUUCGUCUCUUCAGCGUCUUCUGCUGCCACACCCAUAGCCCAUAGAUUUCUGCUCAGCGCUCUCUCUCCUUAACCUUUAACAAUUCUGCAUCCUCCUCUCCGUUGAUGGAUGGCGAGUCGACGCCUGAUUCUGCUUCGGAGCUUCCCCUAGAGUUGACGGCGGAAGUCCUGUCGAGGCUCCCCGUCAAGACGCUCUUCCGCUUCAAGUCCGUCUGCAAGUCAUGGCGCCGCUUGAUCGAGUCCCCUAGCUUCAUCCCCCGUCACCUGAACCACUCAGUCAUUCGUGGCGAUGCCGGAGACCCCAAUGGCGCUCGAUCUCUCCUCGUCAAGCGCCGCUGCCGCGACACGGGUAAGACCCUCAUCUCCCUGCUCUCCGGCGAAAAUCUGGAGCUGGUUUCCCCCGUUGAUAUCCCCCUUGACAUGUAUUCGCCCAGCUUAAAGGUCAUCGGGUCCUGCAAUGGCGUCGUGUGCUUGUCUCACGGCUACGACGAUUUCAUGUUCCUGUGGAACCCUGCCACUCGAGAAUCUCGGGUUCUGCCCAAAUGCAUAAAUUCUCAUGAAGAUCUAUGGAUAUCAGAUGUCCCUUCCGCCGUCACCCAUGGAUUUGGGUACCAUCGUGCUGUUGAUGACUACAAAGUGGUGAGGAUCGCGUUCCAGUAUUCCCGAGGCAGGCCGUGCUUCCGAGCCAAGGUGUUCGCUCUCAGCGAAGGUUCGUGGAGGGAAGUCCCUGCUUUACCUUGCAAAGUUUACUCCUUGGAUUGUGUAGCUUUGAACGGAAUCGUAUAUUGGGUUGCUUAUAACUGCGGCUCGGACGACAUGGAGCUCAUCUUGUCGUUUGAUAUGCGGGAAGAGGUGUUCCGACGAGUUUAUUUGCCUGAUUUGGGAUUUAAGCCGGAUGGAAGUUGCAUGAAGCUCGCGGUGUGUGAGCAGUCGCUCUGCUUGAUGACUUACAACUUCAGAGGAAGGGCGAAAUGCUUGGAUUUGUGGGUGAUUGAUGGUGGAGUCGGGGAGGAAUCUUGGACGAAAAGGUUGAGCAUCGGACCCAUCAUCGGGGUUCGUAUGCCAUUAGGUUGUGGCGCAAACGGUGAGAUUUUCGUGGAAAAGAGUAACGGGGGGCUGGCUAUUUAUGAGGCGAGCAGUGAAACGGUUCGAGAUCUUCCCGUUAGAGGGUCUGCUCAUAGCUUAGAUGCCCAUUUCUACAUCGAAAGUCUAGUUUCCAUCACAAGAUAAGUUUGAAAGCAAGCUUUACUGAGAGGGUUAAGAUCGUAUCCACAGGCGAGUCAAGCUCUUUGCUUCUUGAAUGAUGACCUUGAUGGGAGACGUGGUUCGGGUUCUGCAUACUGAGGUAACGUUUCGAGUACUGGAGGUGACGGUUGUAUGCGACAUGACGAGAAUGUCGCGGUGAAUGCUUUGUGGAUGACAAGUGCUGCAAUGACCCAUUUGUACUGGAAAUUUAUCCAGUACCGGACGGAACCAGUCCAGUUGAACAUAGUCGAUUGCACUGUGCUCGACUAUGUUCAACUGGACCGGUUCCCCGGGACCGGAUAAGCUCCCAUUUGUAAGUGCCUGUUAUUCUCAACGCUGACAGGACGUGAAGAUGAAACCAGACAUUGAAAGCAUUGGGAUUGAAAGGUCACAGACAAGACGGAACCAGUCCAGUUGAACAUAGUCGAUUGCACUGUGCUCGACUAUGUUCAACUGGACCGGUUCCCCGGGACCGGAUAAGCCCCCAUUUGUAAGUGCCUGUUAUUCUCAAGGCUGACAGGACAUGAAGAUGAAACCAGACAUUGAAAGCAUUGGGAUUGAAAGGUCACAGACGAGACAACUUUGCAUGAUUUUAUCCAAUAAGUUGUUCAUACUCCAUUCAUUUAAGUGCGAUUUUGAUGAUUGGAAAUUGCUUGUGUAGAUACGUUCAUCAUCUGUCAAGAUUGAUUCCAUAACUCAAAAGUAUAAAUAUGCAUCCGAAUGCGCGACAUUUGCUAAGUUAUUUUA